Messenger RNA from Linum tenue, 2216 nucleotides. Lineage: Eukaryota; Viridiplantae; Streptophyta; Magnoliopsida; Malpighiales; Linaceae. The record is from the annotation of a GenBank genome assembly.
AAAAUCUCGUGUUAGAUUUUGGGCCCGAUCCGCGAUCGGAAUUUUGAUGACAAGUUAGAGUGGCUAACGUCCUUUGAUCUGAGCGGCUACUAAGGGAUCAGUCGCCGCCGGAAGAGAAGAAGAAGGAAUGGCUCUUCGGUUGACGCCCGUCCUCCGCCGCGCCGCUCGAGCUCUCGAAGAUGUCGAUUUGAUCAAAGCGUUGCGAUCGGAAAUCAACCACGAACUCUCCUCCCCUUCGUCCUUCCAGGACAACUCGGCCGGCUCGCCGGGGGACUUCGCCGUCGACUGGGACUCCGCGGAAUCGCAAGACGUCGUCUUGAGGAGGAAAUUAGGGUCCGGCGAGGAAGUCGCGGUUUCCGCGUUGCUGGGCGAGAUUCUCCCGGAGACACCCUCUCGUCCAACUUACCCUAGAGAAAUAUUGAUGAAGGUCUGCCUUACAAAACCUGGCUUGAGCUCCGUGUUGCAGUUCGAUUGCCGAGCUCAGGAGAAUUCUCCGUUCCUUAUCAGCUCCGCCCAUUUCCUUCGAUCCACCGAGCACCAGUCUCCUUCCUCCUACAGAGGUCCUUUGUUCAGUACAUUGGACCCUGAUCUGCAGAAUGCAUUGGAAGAGUACCUAGCAGAGAGGGGUGUAGAUCAGUUGCUUGUUAACUAUCUCCUUCACCACCUGCACACGAAGGAGCAAGGUCAGUACGUGAGCUGGUUGCAGAAGCUUGAAGCGAUGGUUGGACAGACGGCUGAUGCUGCAGAGGAAUAGCAGCCCCGACCCACAUCAGAACGUCACAUUCCCAGCCCGCCAGACAUUCCCAUUAUAAAACCCCACUGCCGAGUUCCACAAUCCCCUCGGCAAAUAUGGCGGGCACGCUUCCAACCAUCGAUCUGCAGGAACUCCAAGGGUCGCCGUCGUCGUCGGAGAAGCUCCGGGAAGCGUGCGAGAAAUGGGGCUGCUUCAGGCUGGUCAACCACGGCGUCCCUGUAAGUCUGAUGUCCGAGAUGAAGUCCGUCGUCGGGGAGCUAUUUGACCUCCCCAUUGACGUCAAGCGACGCAACGUUGACGUCCUCUCCGGCAGCGGCUACGUCGCGCUGUCGUCGAAGAACCCUCUCUACGAAGCUCUCGGACUCUACGACAUGGGCUCCACCGCCGCCGUCCACAAGUUUUGCGACCAGCUCGCCGCCUCUCCUCGCCACAGGUUUUCACUAAUUCUGACUUUGAAUUGGAUCCUAAUUGGGGACGAAUUACGAUUAUUUGAUUUUACAGGGAGACGAUUCUGAGGUAUGCGGAGGCGAUCCAUGGAGUGGCGAUGCAAGUGGCGGCGAGGAUGGCGGAGAGCUUGGGAGUUGUUGGUAGUGAAUUGUUCGAAGAUUGGCCGUGUCAGUUUCGGAUCAACAAGUACCAUUUCCAGCCGGAGACCGUCGGAUCUCCCGGCGUCCAGAUUCACACGGAUUCUGGGUUCCUCACCGUGCUUCAAGAAGAUGAAUCCGUCGGCGGCCUCGAGGUCAUGGAUCCCUCCGAUGCCGGCUACGUCCCCGUCGAUCCAGUGCCCGGAUCCUUCCUCGUGAAUCUGGGCGAUCUCGCCACGGUGUGGAGCAAUGGGAAGCUGCGGAAUGUGAAGCACAGGGUUCAGUGCAAGGAAGCGGCGGUUCGGAUCUCGAUCGCGACGUUUUUGCUGGGACCGCCGAGGGAGACGGUGGUGGAGCCGCCGCCGGCGUUCGUGGACGAUGGACACCCACGGCUGUACCGUCCCAUCAGCUACGAUGGGUUCAGGGAGCUUCGGCGGGUCACUGACAAGCACGCCGGCGAGGCGCUUCAGCUCUUGCAGGGCCCGCCGCCCGCAGCCUCUAUGGACCAAAUCUGAUGUUCAUUCCCUUCCCGCCGGCGUCCUUUGAGAAAAUCCAAGACGUCGAUUAAACUUUGAUUGUAGUAGUGAAGCAGUGCGGCCAUGGUUCAGAAUAGAAGAAAGUUAAAAGGCAAAUUACUAAUCGAUCCAUAGGUUAAAAAUAAGUUUUACUUUAGUACUCGUUAUGUUUUUUAUAUUGAGAAAUGAAGCCUCAAAUGUGAUUUAUCACUUUAUAAGAUCUCGCGUAAUGAGAAAUUAAUUAGGAUGUAAUUGGAGGUGACAAAUUUUGACUAGCUAAAUUAGAGUUACUUCUUUUUUAAUAUAUGAUGAUGACUGCGACAUGUUUAUUGAGCAUGCUUAUGUCUUCACCAUUAGUUCAUG